ACAAAACCUAUUAUCAUGGAUAAUCGGUUGAUCUGUUUGAUUUUGGUCAUCCAAUUUACAAUAACAUCAUCAUCAUCAUUAUCAUCAUCGAUAUUCGACGAAAAUAAUUUAGAAAUGGGAAAAAUAAUUAGAAAUUCCGCUAAAUAUUUGAUAAAAAAUCAUGGUCAUCAUCUUCUUAAACAAUCUGGUCGAGCUACAACUACAUCACAGGUCAUCGAAUAUAAUGCCCGUAACAUUGUUCUCAUGACACUAUUGAAUUCAGUUCUAAUUUUGGGUGGUAUUCUUGGUUCGUUUAAUCGACCAGAUUUACCAUUCAAUGUAUUAGGCUCUGGAAAUAGAGCUUCUUUACCAUUCAAAAGGAUUGAUUUAUUUAAAAAACGUUUAUGGCCAAAACGUACAAAUCCUAAACCGAACGCAAUCAUUGAUGAUCAAUCCGUUCAAAUAGAAGCACUUAUCAAAGAUCUGAUGAACAAAAAUCAACAUAUCGAACAUUUAUCAAACGAUAUUUAUCCCAGAAUUUUGGAAACAAUCAAACGAAACGAUAGACGACGAUCGGACAAUUUAGAUUUAUCCGAUGUUGAAGAAGUCGCGGAUACUGAUUCAACCGAUUGUGCCAUGUUGAUUCAAUGCACGGAUGCAAAAGGCAAAUUAUAUUAUCCAUCGUUGAGUUCGCUAGCUAAAACAGCAGUUCAAUUGGUAAACAACAGCCAUGCAACUGAUGAUGAAACGAAAAAAUCUCCAUCAAAAUCGAAAACGAAAAAAUCUGGGCGAUCUAUGACCAGGAGACCGAAAAUGUUGUUGGAUCAAGUACAAGAAAUGAUUGAAAUGGAACAGAAAGCCAAAUGUCAAUGGAAAGAAUUAUGUCAGAUUGAAAUCAAGCAAUAAUGUUGUUUAUGAUUUUUUUAGCUCAAAUAAAAAAAAAUUUUAUU
This is a messenger RNA of Dermatophagoides pteronyssinus (European house dust mite), 929 nucleotides long. RefSeq lists its product as uncharacterized. Lineage: Eukaryota; Metazoa; Arthropoda; Arachnida; Sarcoptiformes; Pyroglyphidae. The record is from RefSeq and is a predicted model, not a curated record.